AUGUCCGCCAUCACCGACAUUAACAACUUCAACGCCGAGGAGGCUGCCAACUUUGAGGAGAUUGAGCAGCAGUUUGCUGUCAAGACGGUCGAGCACCUCGAGGCGUACCAGAAGCUCCUUGAGAACGUUAACCCGAGGACUCUCAAGCUCACCAACAUGGACGACGAGAUCUUCGAGGACAUCAUGACCCGCUUCCCCGAGUUCAAGGACACUGAGAAGCUCCGCGUGCUUGACGAGGACAAGAUGAAGUCGCCCGAGGGCAAGCAGCGAUGGCGCGACUUCAUCAUGCCGUACGAGAAGACGCUCACCGACUACAACUUUGGCACUCUCAUCCGCCGCGACGCCGACCGCGAGUACGCCGAGGACAACUGCAUCCUUGUCACGCGCGCCCAGUUUGUCGGCCUCGAGAUUGCCCGCAACCGUCUCGGCGUCAACGACAAGUUCUACCAGGAGCACCAGAAGAAGAAGGACGACGUCAAGCCCGCCGCGACCCGCUACUAG
This is a messenger RNA of Trichosporon asahii var. asahii CBS 2479, 501 nucleotides long. Its product is annotated as cytoplasm protein. Lineage: Eukaryota; Fungi; Basidiomycota; Tremellomycetes; Trichosporonales; Trichosporonaceae. The coding region runs from base 1 to 501 and encodes 166 amino acids. Gene Ontology annotation, cellular component: cytoplasm. The transcript is spliced from 3 exons. The record is from RefSeq and is a predicted model, not a curated record.